AAGCGGAUAAAGAGAAUAAAGAGAUGAUUUUAGAAUAGGAGAAGCCGAACGACACAGUUUUCUACAGGUUUUUGAAAUGUAGAAUUAUUCUAUUCGUAUGUCGCGAUUAUUUUAUUAAUUGUAUCGCGGGCCGCAUGCGAAUCGAAAAUCCAAUUUAUCAUCGACAUCAGCACCAAGAAAAGAGAGAGUACCAUCUAUAUAUUAUAUAAUCUAAAUCGUAUCUGACAUCUGACACUGACAGAACGCCGCACGCCGCGUUUAGCCGGAGUCAAUUGGAGUUUGAUAACGUGUCCCAAGCAAUAAUUAAUUUUACAGGAUUUCUAUUUGUUUAUAUUAGAUUUAUAUUGAAUUUGCCUCUUUUCCGAAGAUACCACUCAAAAGUACCGUGCGUUAAAACGGAAAAGAAAAAACAGAUGACAUCGAGCAUAAUUUCUCCAUCACCGAUAACGCUGUUAUCAAUUAUCACUACGUUUUAGUGACAGACAUAGAUGUGGCAAUUUAGAAUACGGAUUUACAUUUUAUUAAAUUACACCAAAUUGCAAUCCCAAAAUUAUUUUCUACCGCUCGGUUGAAACAUUUCAACCGUGUAGAACCAAUUUCGCAAACAGCAGUAGCAACAUGCGAGGGACAAUAAUUUGACAUAUCAAUGCGGAUUGUCAAUUACAGUAGCCGCUUGAUUAUUCGGCAUCCAGCCGAGAUUAUUGUCCUAGAAAUUGUGCCAGAAACUUUGUCAAGAUGCCACUGGAAAAGGGACUGGCGUCAAAGUACAUGUAUAUCACGUUUGUGAUAGCAGCAUAUUGGGUAGUGUCCAUCCUGACUGUAUUCAUGAACAAAGCACUCCUGUCCAGUGACACUGUGAAUUUGGAUGCUCCUCUAUUUGUAACUUGGUUUCAAUGUAUAGUAAGCGUAGCUAUCUGUGUUACUUUACACAAAAUGUCCCACUGGUUCCCAGACUACAUUGAAAUUGCGGAUGGUAGUCCAUUUAAAAGAGACACUUUGAAAAAGGUACUGCCAUUAUCAAUUCUGUUCACUGCAAUGAUAGCGACUAACAACUUGUGCCUGAAACACGUCGGCGUCGCAUUUUACUAUGUGGGCCGUUCGCUAACGACAGUAUUUAACGUUGUGUUUACCUACAUUUUACUCGGGCAAACGACGUCUCUGAAAUGCAUAGCAUGCUGCGCGGUGAUUAUUGCCGGGUUCUGGUUAGGGGUGGAUCAGGAGCAUGUAGCGGGCUCCCUGUCCGUUCUCGGGACCCUGUUCGGCGUGCUUGGAUCGUUGUCGUUAUCCUUGUACUCCAUCCGCAUGAAACAGACGCUCCCGGUCGUAAAUCAGGACAUCUGGUUACUUUCCUAUUAUAACAAUGUCUACAGCAUUAUCAUCUUCAUCCCGCUAAUGAUAAUCAGCGGUGAACAUACAACCGUGUAUAAUUACGAGAAGCUUGGACAUCCCCUUUUCUGGACUGCCAUGACGAUCGGCGGUGUAUUCGGCUUCGCCAUCGGAUACUUUACCGCGCUUCAAAUAAAAGUCACAUCUCCUUUGACGCAUAACGUUAGCGGUACCGCGAAAGCAUGCGCCCAAACGGUUUUAGCGACUUACUGGUUUAACGAAAAGAAAUCGUUUCUCUGGUGGCUAAGCAAUAUCGUUGUUCUCACUGCCAGUGGGUUUUACGCGAGGAUCAGGCAACUGGAGUUGAGUAAAGAGUACAAAAUCGAGACGCAACAACUUAAAGUCUAACAACUGGUAAUGAGGCGUAGCAAUUUUAUUAAAAUGUUUUUAUAUUUAUAAAGUAUUAUUUUACGCAACCGUAUAUAAAUAUAUGUAUAUAAAUGUUCUCUUAAGGAGAUAUAUCAUAUGGAAGAGAUGCUAUUCUUUACAUGUACAUGCAAACUGCAGAAGUUUAUUCGACAGUUUUGCAAAAGUAUGUAUAUAUAUAUGUAUAUAAAUAUGUAUAAAAUA
This is a messenger RNA of Temnothorax curvispinosus, 1956 nucleotides long. RefSeq names its product GDP-fucose transporter 1-like. Gene Ontology annotation, biological process: protein O-linked glycosylation via fucose; GDP-fucose import into Golgi lumen. The transcript has 4 exons. The record is from RefSeq and is a predicted model, not a curated record. Gene Ontology annotation, cellular component: Golgi apparatus. Lineage: Eukaryota; Metazoa; Arthropoda; Insecta; Hymenoptera; Formicidae. Bases 736 to 1734 code for a protein of 332 amino acids. Gene Ontology annotation, molecular function: antiporter activity.